Molecule: messenger RNA, 2167 nt
Organism: Botrytis sinoallii
Lineage: Eukaryota; Fungi; Ascomycota; Leotiomycetes; Helotiales; Sclerotiniaceae
Exons: 6
Coding region: 200-2167 (655 amino acids)
Cellular component (GO): SBF transcription complex; MBF transcription complex
Molecular function (GO): transcription regulator activity; DNA binding; protein binding
Source: RefSeq, a predicted model, not a curated record
CCUCGCCCUGUGCAUCUAUAUCAAGAAUCGGGAUCAAUUGCCCUGAAUUUAUCUAGUGCAGAUAUUUGCAACAUAAUUGUGAUUGCUCUCUCUAUUUACACAUUUGCUUAGUGCAGGUAUUGAACAAUCUCAACAUCCACUUGCUAUUCGCACACUCGCAAACCCCUCCAUUUGACAGGGACCCAUUUAAGGUGACAAUAUGGUCAAUACUGGAGCCAAAUCUGGACCAGGGAUUUACUCUGCUACUUACAGCAAUGUAGUUCCGGUGUAUGAGUACUUGUUCGGAGAGGCUCUCAAAGAACAUGUUAUGCGAAGACGACAAGAUGAUUGGAUCAAUGCGACACACAUAUUAAAAGCUGCUGGAUUCGAUAAACCUGCCAGAACAAGAAUUCUUGAAAGAGAGGUUCAGAAGGAAGAACAUGAGAAGAUUCAAGGUGGAUAUGGAAAAUAUCAAGGUACUUGGGUUCCUCUUGAGAAAGGUCAAUCUUUGGCACAAAGGAACAAUAUAUAUGAAAAACUCCGGGAGAUCUUCGAAUAUACACCUGGUGAAUUUAGUCCACCUCCAGCGCCAAAACAUGCCACGAAUAAGCCAAAGGUCAAGAAACCUGCAGUACCGAAAUGGGGAGCCAAACCGGUACCUAUUCAACAAGCAGUGGUCGCCCGCCAAGUCGAAGAGAAUUACGAUACCAUUAGCACUCAAUUAAAUGAUGAUGAAAGUGUGCCAGAUGAUGUUACAGUUGCUUCCGCUUCAUAUAUGGCAGAAGAUGAUCGAUUCGAUAUGUCUCAACCACCUACUGGGCAUCGAAAGCGCAAAAGAGGUGAAAGAGAUGAUUUUCAUGAAGAAGACCCUGUGGACGUUCGAGCACAAGCUCAUCUUAUGUGGGCUGAUGAACUCUUGGAUUAUUUCAUGGCACCUCCCACCGAUGCGAACUCGACAGAUAGAAGACCCGAACCACCAAUAAAUUUCGAGCCUAACUUCAUUAUCGACACAGAUGGUCAUACGGGUUUACAUUGGGCCGCAUCAAUAGGUGAUGUGGAUAUAUUAAAACAACUGAAGAGAUUCGGUGCGAAUACAACUUGUCGGAACAGUCGUCAAGAAACUCCACUCAUAAGAUCAGUUCUUUUCACAAAUUCUUAUGACAAGCAGAAUUUUCCUCUGAUUGUUAAAGAAUUGAUCGGUACUGCCAAUGAAGUAGAUUCAUGUGGAGCUACAGUUCUUCAUCAUGCAGCAGCGACCACCAACAUGAAGCAAAAGUUCAAAUGCGCUCAAUAUUAUCUGGAUGUUCUUUUAGAAAAAUUUAUUGAAAUCUAUCAUCCAGAUGAGGUUCAAAGAUUACUAGAUGCUCGAGAUAUCAAUGGAAACACAGCAAUCCAUAUCGCGGCCAAAAAUAAAGCCCGCAAAUGUGUACGAGCUUUAAUGGGUCGUGGUGCUUCAACAGAUAUUCUAAAUGAUAUGGGCGAGACGGCCGAAGAAAUAAUUCAAGACUUGAACACCUCCCCCGCUUCUUCUUCGCCUUUUGCACCAGACUCGGCACGUCAUAUUUCUCACUAUGAUGAUCUUGAACAGGAAAAUCCUCGAGGGGUUGCUCACAUUUCAGAAGCAGCAAUGACUCUGAAAAAUAACGCGGAACCGAUUCUACUAGAGAGGUUACAUGCAUUAGCUUGUAGCUUUGAUGAGGAAUUGGCAGAAAAAGAAAAUGCAGAGGCAGAUAGCAAGAGGAUUUUAGAAGGGGUGAAGAUGGAAUUAGCAGGGGUCAGAGAGCAAGCUAGGCAAUUGGCGGAAGAAGAGGAGGGUGAAGAAAAUUCCAUUGCUGCAAAAGCGCAUCUAGUCGGCUUACAAGAAAGAGUUCAGAGUCUAGUAGAGCGACAACAACAACUUCUCCUUCUUUCCCGCACGCAACAUGAAGGAUCAAAAAUAAAUGGUCAUGGAGGAGGUCAAGUCAAUGGAAAUGCAGAUUUAGAGGAAGGGGAAAAUGAGAGGAUCAUGGUAGCUCAGCAGCUACAAGAGGAAAUUGAGAGGAGAAGGGCGUUAGUAGGGGAAUAUAUUGGAGCGCUUGGAGUUGCAGGUGGUGGAGAUGAGGGAGAACUUUAUAAGAGGGUUAUUGUUAGGGAUUUGGGAGUGGAUGAGGAGAAGGUGGACUUAGUGAUGAGGGGUUGGAUGCGCUGA